AUGAAUCCGAAAAAUCUGAAGAAUCCGAAGAGUUCGAAGAGUCCGAGGAAUCCGAUGAAACCGAAGAAUCAGAAGAAUCCAAAAAUACGAAGAGAGCCUGAGGAGUCUGAGGGGUCUAAGCAGUCUAAGCAGUCUGAGGAGUUUGCGGAGACUAAGGAAUCUAACGAGUUUGAAGAGUCUGAGGAGUUUGAGGAGUCUGAGGAGUCUGAGGAGUCUGAAGCGUCUGAAAAGACUGAAGAGUCUGAAGAGUCUGAAGAGUAUGAAGAGUCUGACGAAUCUGAGGAGUCUGAGGAGUCGGAGGAGUCGGGGCAGUCUGAGGAGUUUGAGAAAUCCGAGGAGUCUGAGGGUUCUGAAGAGUCUGAGCAUUCUUUAAGAUUGUGCGCGGGCUGCUCAAAAAAGUAG
Photinus pyralis (common eastern firefly) is the source of this 402-nucleotide messenger RNA. RefSeq names its product 110 kDa antigen-like. Lineage: Eukaryota; Metazoa; Arthropoda; Insecta; Coleoptera; Lampyridae. The coding region runs from base 1 to 402 and encodes 133 amino acids. The record is from RefSeq and is a predicted model, not a curated record. The transcript is spliced from 2 exons.